Lineus longissimus is the source of this 2034-nucleotide messenger RNA. Its product is annotated as glutamate receptor U1-like. Gene Ontology annotation, molecular function: transmitter-gated monoatomic ion channel activity involved in regulation of postsynaptic membrane potential; glutamate receptor activity. The record is from RefSeq and is a predicted model, not a curated record. The transcript is spliced from 9 exons. Lineage: Eukaryota; Metazoa; Nemertea; Pilidiophora; Heteronemertea; Lineidae. Gene Ontology annotation, cellular component: postsynaptic density membrane; plasma membrane. Gene Ontology annotation, biological process: monoatomic ion transport; modulation of chemical synaptic transmission; synaptic transmission, glutamatergic. Bases 364 to 1869 code for a protein of 501 amino acids.
UCGUCUGUGUCCGUCAAAAGUUUGUCAGUGUCACCAUCGGAAAGUCAUGGAACAUACGUUUGAUUCAUGAACAAACGCUGAAGGCCUACUAUCGCGAUAAUCAUAUAUCAGGGCUAUCAUGCCUACACGAACUAAUACAGCGCAUCGCCUGAUCUGUAUUCAGAGCUUGUUAUGUAUGGCGUGUCUUCAUUUCUACGCUCCUUAAAACGCAGCGGUUAGGGAAGUAUCUUGAGGAGUUCGAGAGCAAAGACUUCAAGCAUGCUCCUGGGAUCGGACAGCUGACCCUUUCCACAAGCAACGCAAGCUUUCAAAAUUAUAACACAUGGUUUCGAACUUUCCACUUAAUUUAUUUUCAAGGCGAGGAUGCGCGUUAUGGGCGAAAACUGCACGAGGUACACCCAGUAUGAACUCCGGGCCACCCUCAUGGUUGGUACCAAGAUGAGAUUGGGCAGAACGGCCAAGUGGAACAGACACGACGGGCUACAGCUCGACUCCGAUGCGCUGUUCCCAAACUCUAGAAAUGGUUUCAAUGGAAUGAAUUUCAGGGUCACAACUCUGCCGUACUCGUACUUUCAACAAAACCAGAGCUUCCCCGACGGGUCAUUUGCCAUAGUAGGACUGGUACCGGAUAUUGUCAACAUCCUCGCGAGAUCUCUCAAUUUCACGGUCACCUGGGUGCAACCCCCUGACGGCUAUUGGGGAGCCCCCGUAGGCGACGGAAGUUGGAAUGGUAUGAUCGGUCAAGUGAUGAGAGGGGAGGUGGAUUUCGCUGCUGCUGGGCACUCCAUCACCGCCGCUCGGUCUGCGGUGGUAGACUUCGCGGAUGCCUUCUUCUUCGGGGCGUCGAUCAUAAUGGUGAAGACGCCCGGGUCAUUGGGCAGGUUGCUGGUAUAUUUGGCUCCCCUGAACACAUUGGUCUGGAUAUGCACCAUCAUUUCCAUCCCGGUGUGCUCCAUCUUACUGUGGCUUCUCAUGAGGGCCUCUCCAUUCUACAGCAAUCAGGACCCAUGCUUCUACCCGGAGAGUUUCAAACUACUGAAGUUUGGGCCGUGUCUGUGGUACAUAUUUGGAUGUCUGUGGAACCAAGGACAGAGUACCACGCCCCGUGCCAUGAGCGGGCGGCUUCUCUUAACCAGUUGGUGGCUAUUCGUAGUCGUCAUCUUGGCUACCUACUCGGGCAACCUCAUCGCGUUCCUGACCGUUACCAAGGUUACACUACCGAUUUCAUCCCUAAGUGAGCUGGCGGCCCAAAAUGAUAUGACAUAUGGCACUAUUCAGGGAACAGCUCUGUGGACUCUCCUGGAGACUUCAAAGGCUGGUGCGCCAAAGCGGAUUUGGAAUACCAUGGACAAACAAAAUCAACCGGACUCUUACUCUGCGGGCAAGGAGAAGGUGAUUUCAGACAACUAUGCCCUGCUUGUUGAGAAGUCUUUCUUCGAAGGAGUUGCUGCUGACAACUGUUCCUUCACGUUCGUCCCCAAGGAAGAGUUCUAUUUCUCUAGCUACGGGAUCGCAGUCGGCAAGGGAUCACCCCUAACAAUGAUGUUGUCAGAGGGAAUUCAAGCAAUGUCUGAAUCGGGUGUCCUUGAAAAACUCCGCAAGGACUGGACCCCUAGGCAGCGCUGUGAAGGCCUCACGUAUUCAGAGUCGAAGCCUGCCACGCUCGAGGACACGCAGGGAGCAUUCAUCGUAUUAGGGAUUGGACUGGCUGUGGGGAGUGUCGCGUUACUAGUGGAGGUGUUUCUCAAAUGUGUCUUGAGGGCGAUUAAGAGGAAAACUUCAACAGCGACCAGUCUGGGGAGCAAGACCAGCCGCAAGAGUAAUAAUAAUGUUAAGUUCAAAGAUGGAAGGAGACGAUCGAGUAUAUAAUUCGAUGCGGCAGGGUGUGUCAAAAACAAGACAAAAGUAUGCUUCAAGAAACGGUUGUUUAUUAUAGUGCCACUAAAAUGACCGGCGAGAUUUGGCUGAUGAGACACUUUUUACUUCCAAUCUCCUAUUUCUAACGACAUGUUUCUGGCGAGAAUGCUGUUUGUA